AUGAACAUCCUGCCCAAGAAGUCGUGGCACGUGCGGAACAAGGACAAUGUGGCCCGCGUGCGGCGGGACGAGGCGCAGGCGCAGGACGAGCAGCGACAGCGGGAGGCCCGGGCCCUGCUAGCCGAACAGGAGGCACGGACCGAGUUCCUGAGGAAGAAGGCACGGGUGUCUGCCCUGCCAGGACCCGAUGGCGGCUCGGCGCUGGCCCCCAGUGGCGAUGAUUCACGCCAUGUCGACCUCUUCCGGGACCUGGAGGAGGGCAAGGGCUCCAAGGCCGGGAACAAGGAGUAUGAGGAGGAGAAGCGCAGGGAAAAGGAGCGGCAGGAGAAGGCUAUCGGGCUGCUGACCUAUCUGGGGCAGAGUGCGGCUGAGGCCCAGACCAGCCCGCCGUGGUACCAGGAAGCCCCUGACCGCAGCCGGGAGGCAGCUGUGGUGACCACGCAGGAGCAGCUGAAGGGCAGACUGGACCCGCUGCGGGAGAUGGAGAGGCACCUGCGCAAGAAGAAAGGGGAGGGGAAGAAGCGCAAGAAGGAGAAAGAGAAGCCAGCAGGGGAGAAGGCGGCAGUGGGCUCUGCUCCCCUCUCCCUGGAGCAGCUGCGGCGGGAGCGGCUGCAGCGGGAGCAGGCCGAGCAAGCUCGGGCUGAAGCCCUGCUGGCCGGGCGCCAAGGGGAACCCCAACGUGGGGAGGAGGAGGAGCCGGACGACAGGAAACGCCGCUACAACUCCCAGUUCAAUCCGCAGCUGGCGCGCAGGCCCCGCAGCUGGGACGAGAGGGAGCAGCGCUGAGCCCUGCCGGUGCCCCCUGAAAGUGGUGGCCGAAACAGCAGGCCCUGGGCACAGAGAUUCCUGCACUGGGGUCACACAGCAGGUGGAACAGGGACACUGGCAUCACAGCAAGGCAGCCAGCAUGUGGUAUCCCUCUGCUGACUUAGGGGGGAGAGACACCGAGUGCUGUCCUCUCUGCCGCCCCCUUGGCCAUGAAGUUUGGCAUGGGGGUUGCACUCGGAGAGCCAGAACCCUCCUUGCUCUCAGAGGCGGGUGCUGGCUGCUCCACUGGGGCCCCAUGCUGGACACUCGCCUCUAGCGCCUGGCGUUAUUAGCGGCAGCAUGUACCAGGGGUUACCUGAACGCCCCACAAGGCAGGGGCCUGGAUACUAAUAAAAGGCGGUUGUCU
Messenger RNA from Emys orbicularis (European pond turtle), 1174 nucleotides. RefSeq names its product leukocyte receptor cluster member 1 (gene LENG1). Bases 1 to 786 code for a protein of 261 amino acids. NCBI's taxonomy places the organism in Eukaryota, Metazoa, Chordata, Testudines, Emydidae. The record is from RefSeq and is a predicted model, not a curated record. The transcript has 4 exons.